AUGUACCACUUCAGCCUCGUGCGUCUGGCCAGCCUCGAAAGCCUGGCCUGCAUGUUGAGGCAUGGCUGUUGCGUUGCACUCUAUGAUUGGCCGACGGAGCGAACAGCUAGCCGACCCUUCGUAGUCCUCCAAACCGGCUCAUGCAACCCACGACAUCCCAUUCCUCUACGGCAUUCAUCACAUACCACGAAUGACGAAGUUCCUAUCUCGUCCUUCUUCUCCCCGUUUGUCUUCGAACACGAGCUCAAUCCGGUCAUUCAUCAACCCUACCUCUCUCCCUCGCCGCCGGACGGUGCAUCAAGGGCUAGGGUUAGUGUGUUGCACACUUCGACAAUUGCAGCCGCAGCAACACCUGAAUCAACGCCUUCUACCCCAGUUUCGGUUAGCAACGCAAGCAUCUUAUCAGAUAGCCUAGACACGCCAGCAUCCGAAAGUUCAACUGACCUUCCGCUCACCACGGCGGGCGAUGACUCAAGAACAUCUACCCAGCAGUCAAUAGUCGCAGCCACGGGCUUUUUCAAGUGCGUAGUGUGUGAAGACGCAUUUUCUCACCAGUACGAACUGAACAAGCACAAAUUCCGCAAACAUGAGCGACGCUUUCAGUGCUCCAUCUCGGGCUGCGGUCAAUCAGCCUUUAGUCUAAAGGCUGAUCUAAAGCGUCAUAUACGAACGGUCCAUUCUUCAAAGGAAUACCCGCUUGCAAUUAACUGCUACUUUCAAGGCUGUCCAAAGGAGUUUUCAAGGAAGGAUAACAUGAUGCGACAUGUUCGGAGGGAGAAUAUGACAGGCUAACGAGGAGGAUCCCAGAUUGGUCUAAAUUACCCAGGUGUCAAUGUGGUACAGCUAGGAGUCUUGUUCUUCGAGUCUUACAAAAUACGCUUUGGUCUCUCCAGUCUGUGACAAUGAUAGAUGCAGUGAGAAGUGGCACUACUAAUCAAACCAAGGGGAAAUAGACAAUUGAUUAGGAAAAUUACAACUGGACAGAUCAGAUUCUAUGUGGUGGAGAUAGUAUAUCACAAGUAACAUAUGGUUGGCGGUAAAGGUGCAGUCGGG
Cucurbitaria berberidis CBS 394.84 is the source of this 1053-nucleotide messenger RNA. RefSeq lists its product as uncharacterized. Gene Ontology annotation, cellular component: nucleus. Lineage: Eukaryota; Fungi; Ascomycota; Dothideomycetes; Pleosporales; Cucurbitariaceae. Bases 1 to 792 code for a protein of 263 amino acids. The record is from RefSeq and is a predicted model, not a curated record. The transcript has 3 exons. Gene Ontology annotation, molecular function: DNA-binding transcription factor activity, RNA polymerase II-specific; RNA polymerase II cis-regulatory region sequence-specific DNA binding. Gene Ontology annotation, biological process: regulation of transcription by RNA polymerase II.